This is a messenger RNA of Phanerochaete carnosa HHB-10118-sp, 1245 nucleotides long. RefSeq lists its product as uncharacterized. Gene Ontology annotation, biological process: regulation of cyclin-dependent protein serine/threonine kinase activity. NCBI's taxonomy places the organism in Eukaryota, Fungi, Basidiomycota, Agaricomycetes, Polyporales, Phanerochaetaceae. The transcript is spliced from 2 exons. Gene Ontology annotation, molecular function: cyclin-dependent protein serine/threonine kinase regulator activity; protein kinase binding. The annotation marks the transcript as partial. The record is from RefSeq and is a predicted model, not a curated record. Gene Ontology annotation, cellular component: nucleus; cyclin-dependent protein kinase holoenzyme complex.
AUGAACGCAAUUUCGCACUCGCUAGCCCAUCGGGGCCCUGGCGCCUCGCGCACCAGGUCCCGCUGGCAACCUUACCACUCCACGCUUAAUCCCACCUGCUCGACCCAAUAUCGCUCACCUCAGUCUUACUUGCAUACCCCUGCUUCCACUAUAUUAUCUGUAUCCCCCGCUUCCUACAUCAGUCCCGUCUGGAACCUCGACCAGACUCGCAAACACCCAUCGCUCCCGAUUGCCGCCCAGUCUGUGCAGACCCAGACCAAUCCCGUUCGAGAUGCGCAGAAGAAUAAAUAUGUUACUCGACUUGUUGAUCAGGCUGUCAAAUCCCUGUGCGAUAUCUGGCGCCCCGAGGACAUCCCUCAGGCUUUCCGUGUCUGCCCCCAAGACAGUGCCGCCACCACGUUUGCUUGCGAGAAGAACCCUGCUUCUGGUGAGAUCCCCCUCAUGCAGCUCCCCCUGCGGAACUCGCAGCUUCCAUCUCCGAUAUCGCCGUCAACUCAAGCGUCGCCCUUCUGUUCUCCCUCCAUCUCUCCCCAGGCUUCAUCUUCCAGCGGUUGUAUUCAGAUGGACCAUCUCAUGCCUAUCCGAGGAUUCGUUCACGAGGUGCUCCGUCGUUCACGCACUUCGACGGGUGUCCUGCAGACGGCGUUGUGCUACCUGGAGGCUGUUCGUUCCAAAGUGCCUGAUAUCCUUCAACAGGAGCGAUUCAAGGAAUUGCACCCUGAUGCUUCCAUGACAGAAGAUUCUGUUCAGCGGAUCUUCCUCGCAUCUGAGAUAGGAUACGGUGACACCAGCUUGGACUUGACUGGCAUCUACGAGAGCGACACUGAUGUCUCGACAAUAUCCGGGACGUCUACGACGACUCUUGUUGAUGUCUGCCCGCAAGAACCUCUGACUGCGCCGCCCACGGAGCUCAUCUCUAACAGCGACGCGAACCCGACUGGUCCACCUCCCAUCUGUCAUACGUCGUCAAAGAUUCCAUCGGCACCUCUUCCGCCUCUCCCUCCGUCGCCCUCUCCCCUCCUCUGUCCGCGUCGUACAUUCCUCGCGUGUCUCAUCCUCGCGUCGAAGUUCAUGCAAGAUCGUUCAUAUUCGAACAAAGCGUGGGCAAAGCUGGCCGGUCUCCCGCCACGGGAGAUCGGCCGCUGUGAGCGCGCCCUCGGCGAAGCAUUGGAAUGGCGGCUGUGGGUCGGCAAGGGACCAUCUGCGCCGAGUACAACGUCUGGCAGCAUUCACCGAGCAGUCGCG